AUGACCGCGCACGCACAGAGCUCCAGCUGGCCGGAGUACCCCGAGGACUUCAGCCUGGCGCACGUCCACUCCAAAAGCUGGAUGGCUUCGAGCGCAGUCCGUGCGUACUCGCGGAGGGACGCGCACGGUGCUCCGGACGCAGGCAUCUCACUGGAGAGAUUCGUGCCAAUGUCCAGUGAGGACCCUGAAGGCAUGUCCUCCGCAGAGACGGACUGUGAGAGGGAGGCGGAGGGAGGCCAGAGGAGCCACUGCGGCCCUGUGAAGCACCGGCGCGUCGCAGCCAACGCCAGGGAGAGGAGGAGGAUGCACGGUCUGAACAAGGCCUUCGACGAGCUGAGGAGCGUCAUCCCGUCGCUGGAGAACGAGAGGAAGCUGUCCAAGUACGACACCCUGCAGAUGGCGCAGAUCUACAUCACGGAGCUGUCGGACCUCCUGGUCGGCGUGGUGCAGACGGAGUGCAGGAGUCCGUGUCAGGGCUCGGCGGACAAGGCCUCCAUGAGGAGCCACACCGCCUCCCUGGGUCACCUCAUCUUACUGGGAGCCGAGCGGGGGUCAAACCACUCCACCACCUCUUCCAGUGAUGGAGAGUCCUCACACCUCAGUGACAUGGAGGAGAGUCAGAGUGGGAGACAGUGA
This is a messenger RNA of Limanda limanda (common dab), 636 nucleotides long. RefSeq names its product atonal bHLH transcription factor 1b (gene atoh1b). The transcript has a single exon. The coding region runs from base 1 to 636 and encodes 211 amino acids. Gene Ontology annotation, molecular function: protein dimerization activity. The record is from RefSeq and is a predicted model, not a curated record. Lineage: Eukaryota; Metazoa; Chordata; Actinopteri; Pleuronectiformes; Pleuronectidae.